AUGAUGGUCAAGGGUCUUGCUAGCAGCUUGCUGCUUGCACCGCUCAUUGCUUCUGUCUCGGGCAAGAGCACACCUCUCUACAAGGAUGCCAACGCGCCGGUCGAGAAGCGAGUGAAGGAUUUGUUGGGCCGGAUGACGAUUGAGGAUAAGAUGGCUCAAUUGAUGCAAGGCGAUGUCACCAACUGGAUGAACUCGACAUCAGGCGCAUUCAAUUAUACUGGGCUUGUCACGAAUAUGGAAAUGAAAGCAGGUUCCUUCUAUGUUGGAUACCCGGUUGCCUGGGACUGGAUUGCCGACAACAUCAAGAGGGCUCAGGACUAUCUGCUUCAGAACACUACCCUUGGAAUUCCUGCUCUUGUUCAGACAGAGGGUAUUCACGGAUUCUUGGUCGGCAAUGCAACCAUCUUCAAUUCCCCAAUCGCAUACGGAUGCUCCUGGAACAAGGAUCUCGUUCAAAAAAUGGGACAGGUCAUUGGACAGGAAGCCCAAACUCUGGGUGUCAGUCAGCUGUUCGCGCCUGUUGUUGACUUGGCUCGUGAACUUCGCUAUGGACGUGUCGAGGAAACUUUCUCAGAAGACUCAUUCCUCGCUGGCGAGAUUGGUUAUAGCUACGUCAAGGGCCUGCAGAGCAAGAAUGUUUCAGCAAUGGUUAAGCACUUUGUGGGAUUCAGUAGCCCCGAACAAGGAUUGAAUACUGGCCCCGUUCACGGUGGCGAGAGAGAAUUGCGUACCACCUGGAUGCCGUCAUUCAAGCGCGCCAUCAUUGACGCCGGUGCUUGGUCCAUCAUGGCAGCCUAUCAUUCAUAUGACGGAGUUCCAGCGGUCUCAGACUACCAUACUCUUACUGAGAUCCUGCGAGAGGAAUGGGGCUAUGACUAUUUCGUGAUGACAGAUGCUGGCGGCAGUGACCGACUCUGCAAUUCUUUCAAGAUGUGCCAGAGCAACCCCAUCGAUAUGGCCUCUGUUACCACACAGCUCUUGACUGCCGGAGUUGACGUUGAGAUGGGAGGUGGUUCUUUCAACUUCCAAAAGAUCCCCGAGCUGGUCAAGUCGGGCAAGCUGGAUAUUGCCACUGUCAAUACCGCUGUGUCCAGACUGCUCCGCGUCAAGUUCGAGAUGGGUCUCUUUGAGAACCCAUAUCCUGCUGCGCCAGAAGACAAAUGGAGCAGCCUGAUUAACAACGCCGCAGCUAAGCAGGUUGCUAGAGACCUAGACAAGGAAUCCAUCGUGCUUUUGGAAAACCACAACGCGACUCUUCCUCUGAAGAAGUCUGGCAGCAUUGCUGUCAUUGGACCAAUGGCUCACGGAUUCAUGAACUACGGCGAUUAUGUUGUCUACCAAAGUCAAUAUCGGGGCGUCACUCCACUUGACGGUAUCAAGGCGGCAGUCGGAUCCAGCGCUCAAAUUAACUAUGCUCAAGGAUGUGAGCGAUGGAGCAACGACGAGUCAGGAUUCGCCGAGGCCGUUGAAGCAGCUAAGAAAUCUGACGUUGCCGUCGUCGUUGUUGGAACUUGGUCGAGGGAUCAAAAUCAGCUCUGGCAGGGCUUGAAUGCAACAACCGGUGAACAUGUCGACGAAGAUGACCUUUCCCUGGUCGGUGCCCAGGGCCCGCUCAUCAAGGCCAUCGCUGACACCGGCGUGCCGACCAUCGUUGUUCUCUCCAGCGGCAAGCCUAUCACUGACACAUGGAUCUCAAACUCGACCUCUGCUCUAGUCCAGCAAUUCUACCCAUCCGAAGAAGGUGGCAAUGCCCUUGCCGAUGUUCUGUUCGGUGACUACAACCCUUCGGGCAAGCUUUCCGUCAGUUUCCCCCGCUAUGUCGGCGACCUUCCGAUCUUCUACGACUACUUGAACUCGGGCCGCUCGAUUGGUGACUCGGGCCAUGUAGACAGCAACGGGACCCUCGUCUUCGGGCACCAAUACGUUCUCGGCAACCCACUUCCCUGGUAUCCGUUCGGCUACGGCAAGAGUUACUCCACUUUUGAGUAUGGGUCGGUCAGCGUCGACCGCACCACCGUCUCUGCGUCCGACGAGAGUGUUACCGUGAGUGUGGAUGUGACCAACACGGACAAGAGCCGGGAUGCCACGGAGGUUGUCCAAGUCUAUGUCUCCGAUGACAUUGCUUCUGUGGUUGUUCCUAACCGCGCACUGAAGGGCUUCGACAAGGUUGUCAUCCCCGCUGGCACGACCACGACUGUCAAGAUUCCUAUUCUGAUCAAGGACAUCGGUCUGUGGAACACUCGCAUGCAGUACGUUGUUGAGCCUGGCAAUUUCACUGUUCUCGUUGGCAGUAGCUCGGAGGAUAUCAGAGGAAACGCUACUUUCACUGUGCGGUAA
Penicillium daleae is the source of this 2337-nucleotide messenger RNA. RefSeq lists its product as uncharacterized. Gene Ontology annotation, biological process: glucan catabolic process. The transcript is spliced from 11 exons. Lineage: Eukaryota; Fungi; Ascomycota; Eurotiomycetes; Eurotiales; Aspergillaceae. Gene Ontology annotation, molecular function: beta-glucosidase activity. The record is from RefSeq and is a predicted model, not a curated record. The coding region runs from base 1 to 2337 and encodes 778 amino acids.